AUGCGGGACAAGAUGCCCAAUGUUCAAAAAAGUAUUGUAAGGAAUGCUUUGUUGGGUAUUGAACAAUUAACGUGCUUGACGUUCAUUGAAGCCACUGCAUCCGAUUAUAUAAGUGUCGUAAGUGGCCUAGGAUGCAUUUCAUACGUUGGUAGAAUGGGAGGAAGACAAGAGCUGACCCUUGCAGAUAAUUGUUUCGCGGAGGGAAUAAUUCAACAUGAAUUCAUGCACGCUAUUGGUUUAAUUCAUGAACAAUCCAGAUAUGACCGUGAUGAUCAUAUAACGAUUAACUGGGCCAACAUUAAAGAAAACUAUAUAGACAACUUCGACAUGGUUCUUCCGUUUUUUUUGGACGUGCAGGGAACUGCAUACGAUUACGGCUCCUUAAUGCACUAUGGUCUGUACGACUUCGCCAUUGACACUAAUAUUAGAACGAUUAUACCUAAGACGGAUACUGAUAUUUUCAUUGGUCAACGAAAUGGCCCAAGCGACACGGACCUUGUUGAAAUAAAUACAUACUAUGGAUGUACACAUGAUGGAAACUGGUCCCCUUGGAGUGCAUGGACGGAUUGUUCAGUGACAUGCGGUGGAUCUACCGAGACAAGAACUAGACUGUGUGACAAUCCUGCGCCAUCGACGACCCUCCCAAUAGGAGCACCAUGUGCCGGCGAAAACACCGAAAUCCGGACAUGCAUGGUGAAUGAUUGUCCGUUAGAUAUAGAUUACGAUUACAAAGGCUGCUGGUCUGAUAUUAGUCUGCCGGCGUUGCUACCUUCAUUGGAAAAUACGGGUAAUCUGUAUUUAGAUGGUGAAUAUACAUCAAGGACAGACAAGACCAGGGUAAAGUUAUUUUCGCCCAAUAAAUAA
Molecule: messenger RNA, 864 nt
Organism: Saccoglossus kowalevskii
Lineage: Eukaryota; Metazoa; Hemichordata; Enteropneusta; Harrimaniidae
Product: zinc metalloproteinase nas-15-like
Source: RefSeq, a predicted model, not a curated record